Molecule: messenger RNA, 1728 nt
Organism: Saprolegnia parasitica CBS 223.65
Lineage: Eukaryota; Oomycota; Saprolegniomycetes; Saprolegniales; Saprolegniaceae
Exons: 6
Coding region: 89-1636 (515 amino acids)
Molecular function (GO): diaminopimelate decarboxylase activity
Source: RefSeq, a predicted model, not a curated record
AUAUCCGGAGAUCCGGAUAAGAACGCGGAUUCGUUCGCGCGCUUCAAGUGCGCGAUCUUGCGGCGGAGCCACGCAGCCAUAACACAUCAUGGACGCGCUUCGGACCAUUGACCUCGCGGGUAUGCGCAAAUCCGUGCGUGGCCCCGAGGCGAGAGCGCCGGCUGCGGUCGCCCGCGAGGUGUGCCAGCGGCUCGGCCUGGACCCGACGCGGACGCUUCACGAUCUGCUAGUCGAGUACUUGGAGCACGAACCGCCCAAAGCCAGUGCAGUGGCGACGCCGAUCGAGGCCGACGAUGUGCACCAAGACGAGGUCGCGCGCCACGAAGCCCGUGCGGCGGGCGUGGCGUCCAUCGUGCAGCGCGUCGUGCAGCACGGCUACGUCGAUGCGACCAACCCCGUUGUCGAUUUGUUCGACAUGGAAAUGUUUCUUGGCCGCUUGCACGAACUACGCGACGCAUUCCCGCCGUUCUGGACACACGCGCUGGCGAUCAAGGCCAACCCACUCGCCGGCAUCUUGCGUCACGCCCAGCCACUCGGCUUUGGCUUGGAGACUGCGUCGUAUGCAGAAGCAAUGCACGCGCUGCGCUUGGGCUUCUCGCCCGACAAGAUCAUCAUCGACUCGCCGUGCAAGACGGCAUCCGAGCUCGACGCUGUCCUCUCGCUCGGCUGCUACGUCAACCUCGACAACGUUGCUGAAAUCGAACACGUCGAUCGUCUCUUGCGCGAGAAAACAACAACAACGGCAGCACCCAAGAUCGGGCUGCGCAUCAACCCCGUUGUCGGCGGUGGCACGAUUGCAGCGUCAAGCACGGCGACCGCGACGAGCAAAUUCGGUUUGAUCUGGACGCCCGAGACCAGCGACCGCCUUUUGUCGCUGUACAAAGCGCACCAUUGGCUUCAAGGCGUCCACGUCCACGUCGGCUCCCAAGGCUGCGCACUCGCGCUGCUCGUGGCCGGCGCCAAGCGCGCGGUGGCGUUCGCUUCGUUCAUCAACGAUGCGCUCGGUCGACGCCAAAUCGACGUGAUCGACAUUGGUGGCGGUGUGCCCACGAGCUACGACGGGCUCAAGGCCGAGCCUGUCGCGUACGCUACGUACGCGUCCCUAUUGCGCGCUGACGUACCCGAGCUUUUCUCGGGCGAGUACCGUGUCAUCUCGGAGUUUGGUCGAAGUGUCUUUGCCAAGCCCGGCGUGACGCUGAGCCGCGUCGAAGCCGUCAAAGACUGGCAAGGCCACAAGGUUGCGAUUCUGCACUGCGGCGCCAACCAGUUUCUGCGCUCCGUGUACCUCCCGACAACGUGGCCGAUGGUCUACUCGGUCUUUGCUGGCGACGGCAGCAUCAAGCACAACGUGCCGUUCGUGGCGCAGGACCUCGCGGGACCGCUCUGCUUCUCGGGCGACGUGGUCGCGCGCCAAGUGCGCUUGCCGCAAGUCGCAGCCGGCGACUAUGUCGUCCUCCACGACACUGGCGCCUACACGAUGGCCAUGUACUCGAAGUUCAACAGCAUUCCCGCGCCGGCGACGCUGGCGUACACGCCAACGUCCGUGGCAAUUGUCAAGGCGCGCGAAUCGCUCGAUGCGACGCUGGCGUUUUGGGGCAGUGCGUCCGAGGAAUUGCAAUGGCGUCCGUGCAGCUAGACUCCUAUACGUCGACAGGCACGUGUGUUGCUUCCGGAACCACCACUUGAAUCAUGCAGUUGAGUAUCAAUCUAUCGACUUGAGUUCAUUCC